CAAAUACGCUGCGGUCCGAGAGAUGAUCAACGCGGGAGUCAUCCGAAUUGGAAAAGCGUGUCUGAAACUGUCCUCUCUUUCUCUCUCUCUCACUCUGACUCGCUGACUCGCUCUCCUUCCCCUCUCACGACGAAAGCAAGGAUGUGGUCUCCUCUCUCUUUCUUCUCCCCACUUUCUCAACACUCACAUUCCAUCUCCCUCGCAACUAGAAACUAUCGUUUUGCCUCUCUGUCAUCGUAGGAGGGUAGAGUCGGCGUAUAUCCGAAAACUGCGUCCCUCUGCGCGAGAGAAGAACUCAUGGCGAGACAGAGAGAAAGUGAGAGAGAAACAGAGAGGGAGAGAAAAACAGACACAUACACCACAUGAGAAAGGGAGCUAAGCAAUGAGAUAGAGAGAGGGAGAGUUCGUUACCCCCACUCUGGGGGUGAAAACUACCCCACGAGAGAGCGUGUGGGGUGUCCGGCCUCCGUGUACGGGCCGAGGCGAACCGAGCGCGUCCGAAGUGAAGCGCAGUGCCCGAGACCAGGUCCCGAACGCCACUACUAGGCGCACGUCCAGCACAGUCCACUCAGAGAUACGACCCAUGCUGGACCAUCGUCGUCGCUGCCGCGCUGGUCCACGCAUUUCAGAAGCAAAUAUCAACGAGACAAUUUUUACAAAAACAAUUUUCAUUAUUUUUUCCCUUUUUCCCCCAAAAUACAAUCUCUAAACAUUUUUCACAAAUUUUUCUGGAAUUUUAGAAGAAAAUCUACCAUUUUUCCCCACACGUUAACAUGUGUCAAGUGUCAAGGGACUUUUUAUGCCGGUUCAUCGCGUGUUAAUUCAAUUUCUAUGUUUUUGUUAAUUUUUUAAAAAACGACAAUAAAAAAAAAGAAUUUUUAUUGUCAAAGAAGUGAAUGUGAAUCAGGGGAAUUGAUAAUAGACAAAUUUUUUUUUUUUUUGGAAAAGUGCCAGUGUUGAGGUAGCACACGCGGUACCGAAAGGGUACCGAAUUUUUUUUUUUUUUUUUGAUCUGGAAACCGCGGGAAAUUUCGACCAUGCGGUCGGUGAUCAGUUGACCAGGAUCCUUCCUCCAAUGUUGUCCUUAGGAAGGAAAGGAGAGACGGUUGAGUGAGAAAGAGAGAGAGGAAAUAGUGCCUCGUGGUGGAAAAGGAUUUUUUAAAAAUUAAUGCCAAUGGUGAUGGACCAUCGAGAAAGCUCCGGAAGGAGAGGAGCGGAGUGACGUUUGUUUUAAUUUUUUCAUUUUCGUUCCGUGUAAGACCCUCUUUUGUGAAUAGUUUUUAAAUAGUGAUAAUCGAGUCGGACAACAAUUAACAAACGCCACCAUGAGGAUCAAAAUGCCUGCUGUGAGGAUCGCCCAAGCGGAAACUUCGCAGGGGGGCAGUACGCCCGAUACGGUACAAUGUGGUGGCUGUAGGGCAUCAUUUCCAUUGGGGGAAAUUGUUCGAUUUAUCGAGCACAAAGUGAAUCAUUGUCGAAGUACACUUCAGGGAUGUCACAGUCCACCACCGGCGGCAGCACCCGAGGAUUCAGAUCCAGAGGAUGCGCUUGCCCUGAAAAGUUUGGAUCAGGAGAAAUUGAAAUCAGUGCCGAGUAUCUCGGCGCCAAUUAAUAAGCGUGUUAAUAGAAUUGAAAGUCCCCCAACGCCCCAAGGUUCUGGGCCCGAUGCCGUUAGUCCCAUUGAGCUCAGGGCCAGUGCCAGUUCCACCCCAAAGAGACGGACCGAAGUCUCCGAGGAGGAAAAGGAGGACGUACCCAAGAAACCAAAAACCGAAUCUGUUGACGCCGACACCAAUACCGUCAAUUCCGAGCCAAAAUGGUUGCAGUGUUCCCAAUGUUCCCGACGUCUGUCUUCAGCAUGGGAGAUGUUGCAGCACGCACAAACUCUACAUGGAGCCAGACUCUACACAUCAUCAACAUCCCUAGCAAAUUCCUCGUCAAACACACCGACCCCAAGUCCCACGACUCCAACGCCAACCCAUUCUCAUCACUUGAGUCCGCCAAAUCAUCUGAAUAUCAGCGGGAAAUCAACAGGAAGUUCCUCGGCUGCAAAUUCUUCGGGCGGUACCAACACAAGUGGCAGUAGCGGUGGUCGACAACAAUUACAAACCUCAGCGACUCUAGUUGCCGAUCCUCUCAGUUUUCUAAGACUUCACAGCACAACGCAACAUCUAGACAGAAGUUAUUCGCAACUAUAUCCACCCGAUCUAAUGGCCCACAUGGUCGGCUAUCGAGGACUUCAGGACCUACAAACAGCAACAAGAAAUCUACAGAAUUUAGGUGAUCCCCUCCGAAGAAUGGAUGGACUAAACUUGGGCGACUCACAAUUCAGAGGCUCUCUAGACACUCUGAAUAAUGCCCGAAAUUUAGCGAAUUUAGCAAAUUUAGCCCAAAGUCGAGGGAUCACUAGUCAGGGUCAUCCACAAAUUUUAGAAUCGAACAUGGAUUUUUACUCGGAGCGUCUAAGGAACCUCGCUAAUCCGGCCUUAGGCGCAGUGCCUCUUAAUAAUUCGGUAGCGAAUCUUAAUUCAUCAGUGGUACCAUCAACUGUUCCAACAGCUCAUUCAGUCGAACCACCGAGUCCAGCUUCGUCAAAUCCCACAAAUCUCACUCACAAUCAUCAGAAAGAGAACUCACCACCUUGCUAUACCCAAAGUCCCACCGGACAUCACAAUAACAACAAUUCCACAGACAGUGAAAAAACAAGUCCUCCGGUUGCUUCAACACCCAUCAUCACCGACACGUCGGAAACUGUCUACAGUUGUGAGGCAUGCGACAAGAAAUUUCGCUUCCAGUCGAACCUCAUCUCCCACCGGAAGAGUCAUCAAGAGAAGGAGAGUCAUCAAUACCAGGAGACGGUAGCCAAAACAAUUUCUCAGACGAGAUGCGAAGUCUGCGAAUUAGAGUUGUCUACUUACUCAGAACUGAGAAAACACAUGAGAAAAGAGCACCAGGAGGCUCUGAAUCCCCCUGCGAGUCCUCAAGGUAGUGUCGAAACUGUCCCCGACGAUGGUAGUAGUUGUGACGAGAAUAUGGACCUCGACGAUGGCGAUGACAACGACAAGGAUCAAGAUGACGCUGAGGAAAACACACCCGAGGAUCUAAGCACCACCCAAGGACAAAGUAGCGAAGAGAACGGUCCCCUCAAUUCGGGGAGAAUCGAUCAAAAACCCAGUUUAGUAGGUGACUUUAUCGAAAAAUUCGGCCUCGGCAACUUGAGUCAAUACUCCGAGGCCUAUCGACAAGCGCUUCAAGAACCAGGUCUGAAUCGUGGUUUCAUCAAAACAGAAUCGCCCGCUAGUCUCACAAACACCCUGAACAAUAAUAAAGAAAAGGACAGCGCUCUAUCACCAACAAAUUACAAUUUAGGCUCAACGCCAAAUAUUUUCUCCGGAUUUCACAGAUCCACCGCACCGGAAUUUGGAGGUCUUUGGAUGACCGGUCAUCACUAUUUGGAGAACAGCGAUAUCCGAAAGACAACCAAAGCAACGACUUCUAGUCUCUCACUACAAGGACUUCCGAGUCCUCUACUAAAAAAAGAGCGCAGUGGGAGGAACGACACCUGUGAAUACUGUGGGAAGGUCUUUAAAAAUUGUUCAAAUCUCACAGUUCACAGGAGGUCACACACAGGUGAGAAACCCUAUAAAUGUGAACUAUGUUCCUACGCCUGUGCACAAAGUUCAAAACUCACGAGGCACAUGAAGACGCACGGCAGGCACGGCAAGGACACGUACAAAUGUCGAUUCUGCGAGAUGCCAUUCUCAGUUCCCAGCACAUUGGAGAAGCACAUGCGAAAGUGCGUCGUUGUCGUUCAACAAGGCUCAAAAAUGGGACUACCCUAUCCGGGAAGUCAGGACGAGGAUUCUUCACUAAGUACCAAGGAUACUUGAUCCUGGAACGGGAGCCUGCCACCAAUCCCAAAUCUUUGGCCACAUCGAUCAUCGUAUUCGGUGUACUGAAAAAAACUUCUGCGUCAGAGUUCAAUUUUUCAAAAGUGCAAAGUACUUUUCGAAAGAUCAUCACUCAAGAUCAGGAGAAGUGGCGGGUCGCAGAUCUCAAAUUCCGCAUUUACGCUGCGAUUCGAAUUGUGACAUUAUAUGUCCGUUCAUGACAAUUUUCUUUUUUCCCGCGAAUUUUGGCGGGGAUGAUAAAGAAGGCCAGUUUUAGGCAAAGACAACGAGAAUUAAGAUUCUUUGUGACUCUGAAGAAAUCCUUUUGUGACGUUUUCUGAGAGAAUGGGAGAAAUUUUUUCUUUUAUUCGGUGUGUUCCGAAAUCGACGGAGAGUCAAAUCUUUACAGGAAAGACACAAAUAUUUUAGACACAAUUAAUAUUAAAACAAAUAAUUUUGAAAACUUUUAUUUUCAACUGAACAAAAUAAAUUUUUUAUUUAGUACAAAUUUUUGUUGAUGGAACACUUUACAGUUGCCCAAAAAUGUUUAGACAACUUUUUAUUGGCAGACAAUUAUUUUUUAUGUAGACUUCUUUUUAAACUUUUGUUUUAAAAUGGUAAAAAGACAAUUUCCAAUCAGACUUGCUUAUGCAAUGAGUAACAAUAAAUUUCAAGGACAAUCAGGGUUGCCACAGGUCAGGGAAUUCAGGGAAAAGUCAGGGAUUUUUAGUAAAAGUACUGGAAAAAAUUGAAAUUCCUGAAAUUCAAUUAUUUUCAAAAG
Messenger RNA from Leptopilina heterotoma, 4671 nucleotides. It is a transcript of the gene Cph, whose product is annotated as B-cell lymphoma/leukemia 11B-like. Gene Ontology annotation, molecular function: DNA-binding transcription factor activity; RNA polymerase II cis-regulatory region sequence-specific DNA binding. Gene Ontology annotation, cellular component: nucleus. Gene Ontology annotation, biological process: regulation of transcription by RNA polymerase II. The transcript is spliced from 3 exons. The coding region runs from base 1326 to 3890 and encodes 854 amino acids. NCBI's taxonomy places the organism in Eukaryota, Metazoa, Arthropoda, Insecta, Hymenoptera, Figitidae. The record is from RefSeq and is a predicted model, not a curated record.